AUGAGGAUCGGGAACUCCUGCAGCAUCAGGCGCAACAAGGCAUUGAGGAGGAUGUGUUCUGGUGCAAGGGGUGCUGUGAGCAGCGCUCAGUGCGUGCUCACAUCAGAUGCUGGCCCAGACACUCUUGUCGUCCGAACCUCCUUUCGGAGGAGUUAUGCUGAACCUAACGAAGUUGCUGCCGUCAUUUUGGGUGGUGGUACUGGGACUCAGCUUUUCCCUCUCACAAGCACAAGGGCCACUCCUGCUGUUCCUAUUGGAGGAUGUUACAGGCUUAUUGAUAUCCCCAUGAGCAACUGUUUCAACAGUGGCAUAAACAAGAUAUUCGUCAUGACUCAGUUCAACUCAACUUCUCUUAACCGUCACAUUCACCGUACCUAUCUUGGUGGGGGAAUCAACUUCACUGAUGGAUCUGUUGAGGUGCUGGCUGCAACGCAAAUGCCUGGGGAGGCUGCUGGUUGGUUCCAGGGCACAGCAGAUGCUGUUAGAAAAUUUAUCUGGGUACUUGAGGAUUAUUACAAGCAUAAAGCUAUAGAACACAUUUUGAUUUUGUCAGGAGAUCAGCUCUAUCGUAUGGAUUACAUGGAGCUUGUGCAGAAACAUGUAGAUGACAAUGCGGACAUUACUUUAUCGUGCGCUCCUGUUGGAGAGAGUCGAGCAUCUGACUAUGGAUUAGUCAAGUUCGACAGUUCAGGCCGUGUAAUUCAGUUCUCCGAGAAACCAAAGGGUGCUGCCUUGGAAGAAAUGAAAGUGGAUACCAGCUUUCUCAAUUUCGCCAUUGACGACCCAACUAAAUAUCCCUAUAUUGCUUCAAUGGGAGUCUACGUUUUUAAGAGAGAUGUUCUUUUAGACCUUCUAAAGUCAAGGUAUGCUGAACUGCAUGACUUUGGUUCUGAAAUUCUGCCCAAAGCUUUACAUGAGCACAAUGUACAGGCAUAUGUUUUCACUGACUACUGGGAGGACAUUGGAACAAUCAGAUCAUUCUUUGAUGCAAACAUGGCCCUCUGCGAGCAGCCUCCAAAGUUUGAGUUCUACGAUCCGAAAACGCCAUUCUUCACUUCCCCUCGGUACUUGCCACCAACGAAGUCGGAUAAGUGCAGGAUUAAAGACGCGAUCAUUUCACACGGCUGCUUCUUGCGUGAAUGUGCCAUUGAGCAUUCUAUCGUCGGUGUCCGUUCACGCCUAAACUCUGGAUGCGAGCUCAAGAAUACCAUGAUGAUGGGUGCGGAUUUGUACGAGACCGAAGACGAGAUUUCACGGCUACUGUCCGAGGGCAAGGUGCCCAUUGGCGUAGGGGAGAACACAAAGAUAAGCAACUGCAUCAUCGACAUGAACGCGAGGGUUGGAAGGAACGUCUCCAUAACAAAUACCGAGGGCGUCGAAGAAGCUGACCGGCCGGAGCAAGGGUACUACAUCAGGUCUGGGAUCGUGGUGAUCCUGAAGAACGCAACCAUCAAGGAUGGCACCGUCAUAUAG
Miscanthus lutarioriparius is the source of this 1473-nucleotide messenger RNA. Lineage: Eukaryota; Viridiplantae; Streptophyta; Magnoliopsida; Poales; Poaceae. The record is from the annotation of a GenBank genome assembly.